Molecule: messenger RNA, 681 nt
Organism: Alexandromys fortis (reed vole)
Lineage: Eukaryota; Metazoa; Chordata; Mammalia; Rodentia; Cricetidae
Product: olfactory receptor 5AC1-like
Exons: 1
Coding region: 1-681 (226 amino acids)
Biological process (GO): G protein-coupled receptor signaling pathway
Cellular component (GO): membrane
Molecular function (GO): G protein-coupled receptor activity; odorant binding; olfactory receptor activity
Source: RefSeq, a predicted model, not a curated record
AUGCUUAUGAAAUUUUUAAAUAAGAAUGACAUGAUUUCCCUGGGUGAAUGUUCGGCCCAAUAUUACUUUUUUUGUUUCAGUGCAACCACAGAAGUUUUCCUAUUGGUUGCAAUGGCCUAUGACCGCUAUGUGGCCAUAUGCAAUCCUCUGCACUAUACAGUAGUGAUGUCUAAAAGACUGUGCACUGUGUUAAUCAGUAUGUCAUAUAUAAUUGGUUUUCUAAAUCCUGCAGUUCUUAUAGGACUAUUAUCCAGAUUAACAUUCUGUAGGUCUAAUAUUAUUGAUCAUUUCUACUGUGAAAUCUUGCCACUCUAUACAAUCUCUUGCACUGAUCCAUCACUUAAUGCAUUGGUGACUUUUAUUAUUGCUUCUUCCAUACAAAUCAGCACCUCUGUGACCAUCGUAGUCUCUUAUGCUCGUGUCCUAUUUGCUGUCCUGAACAUGAAGUCUAAGAGUGGCAGAAAGAAAGCCUUCUUCACCUGCAGUGCACACCUGCUCUCUGUCUCUUUGUUCUAUGGCACUCUCCUCUUCAUGUAUGUCAGUCCUGGGUCUGGACCAGGUAAAACCCAGGAUAAAAUGUAUUCACUGUUUUACACAGUUGUGAUUCCUCUGCUAAACCCCUUUAUUUACAGCUUAAGAAACAAGGAAGUUUUAGGUGCUCUAAAAAGAAUUAUAAAAUGA